Messenger RNA from Cuscuta campestris, 3595 nucleotides. The record is from the annotation of a GenBank genome assembly. Lineage: Eukaryota; Viridiplantae; Streptophyta; Magnoliopsida; Solanales; Convolvulaceae.
CAACUCAGUGAUCAAAUACUUAGAAAGUAAAUUAAGGAAAGAAUUUUUCAUUUUUUUGGGUAAUUUUAUAAAUAUUAAAACAUAAUGGAGUGGAAAAAGGGUUACUUGGAUGUGAUUUUGGUGCCCAUUGGGUGUUUAAUAUGCAUAGGGUAUCAUGUUUGGUUGUGGCAUAAGGUCCGGACACAGCCGCUCACAACCAUCAUCGGAACCAACGCCGUCGGCCGCCGUUUGUGGGUCUCCGCCAUCAUGAAGGACAAUGAGAAGAAGAACAUAUUGGCGGUCCAAACACUGCGGAACUCAAUAAUGGGAUCAACCCUAAUGGCCACCACCUCCAUCCUCCUCUCCUGCGGCCUCGCCGCCAUCAUAAGCAGCACCUACAGCAUCAAAAAGCCUCUCAACGACGCCGUCUAUGGGGCCCACGGGGAGUUCAUGGUGGCCCUCAAGUACGUGGCCCUCCUCCUCGUCUUCGUCUCCUCCUUCGUCUGCCACUCCCUCUCCAUCCGGUUCGCGAACCAGGUCAACUUCCUGGUCAACUGCCCGCCGGACCCCACCGGGAUUGUGGGCCCGGGGUACGUGACGCGGUUGCUGGAGACGAGCUUUGCGCUGAAUGCGGUGGGGAACCGGUUGUUCUACUCGGCGCUGCCCAUGUUGUUGUGGAUUUUCGGACCCGUGUUGGUCUUCUUGUGCUAUCUCACCAUGGUGCCUCUCUUUUACAACCUUGACUUUGUUUUCCACGUUGAUAAUAAGGGGAUAAAGAAGGAUGAUCCAUACAACAAUAAUGAUCAUAUUCACAAUCCAAAUACCAUAAACGAUUUGAGUUGGGAAACAAACGUAAAGGUUGAAGCUAACCAGGACCCAUGUUCAGACUUCAUAGGCGGGAAGGGAGAACAAUGGAAUGUAAUUUUCUUAACAUUUCUUAUCCUCAUUCCUCACAAUAGCAGUAAUGGCAACCCAUUUGGCUCGCACAAUCCAAUGGCGAUGGUUGGAGUCAAUUUCUCUUAUUUGGAUGAAGGAAAGUCGUUCAUUUGGCUUUUCCUAGAAACCUAUGAUAAGGGAGAAAGAGGAGAAAUGUGGGGCUCCAUGCCAACAAUGAAUGUUCAGGCUGGGAAAGAGAGAAAUAAGUUGGUAGCCGUGGCAAUCGACAAAGACAGAGGAAGCCAAAUGGCUCUAAAAUGGUCCCUUGACAAUCUCAUUGCCAAAAACCAGACCAUUGUCUUAGUCCAUGUUAAUCUUACCCAAAGACCAAACCAGGAUCACGGCGUGUACGACGAAAAUGGAUUGACAAGUAGAGAAAUGGAUCCGCAGUCAAAAGACCUGUUUCUUCCCUUCCGUGUCUACUGUACGCGCAAAGAUGUAAGAUGUCAUGAAGUUUUGUUAGAGGAUUUAGACCCUGUUAAGGCAAUUGUUGAAUAUGUAAACCGCGUAGGAGUCGAGAUAUUGAUUCUUGGUGCUGCUGCUAAAGGCGGUCUUCUCAGAUUCAAAGCAAAAGAUAUUCCUGGAAAUGUGUUGAAGGGGGUACCUGAUUUCUGCACUGUAUAUGUGAUCUCAAAAACUGGAAAGAUAUCUUCUACCCGAUCUGCUUCUCGUCCGGUCCCAUUCACCCAUCCUCUCCGUCACCAGCUGGAUUCCACCAAACCAAAUGCAGCAGGGACUCUGUUUCCUUCAAAAACUGUUGAACUUCCUGGAGAUUCAAGAUCAAUAUCCGAACCAUCUUCAGCCAGGUCAAAGAAUGAUAUAAAGUCUCCUUUCACUCACAGGAGAGCACCAAAUGGGAAACCAUAUGAACUCUCAAGACCGGAUAAUGACAUAUCCUUUGUGAGUUCUGGUAGGGCGAGUGUUGACAGUUGUUUCCCUUCGUACAAUGACAGCUUUGAAGACGGUCCUACCCCUCCCCGGCUCUCGGGCUUCUCAGAAUUUGAGACUAAUAGUUUUGAAUCCUCCAACUUUGGUCGGAGAUCGGUGGACUUGUCACCUUCUGAGCUAUCAUUUGUUUCAAUGGACAGUGAUAGAAUGUCUAUAUCAGGAAUGGAUGACGUCGAAGCAGAAAUGAGAAGGCUAAAGCAGGAGCUUAAGCAAACAAUGGAAAUGUAUAGUACAGCUUGUAAGGAAGCACUUAGUGCAAGACAAAAGGCAAUGGAGCUCCAACGCUGGAAAAUGGAAGAACAGAAAAGAUUAGAAGAGGCGCGAUUAGCUGAGGAAGCUGCAUUAGCUCUUGCAGAGAAAGAAAAAGCCAAAUCUAAGGUGGCCAUAGAACAUGCAGAGGCUGUUCGAAGGAUUGCUGAAUUAGAAGCCGAGAAGAGAAUUAGUGCAGAAAUGAGAGCUUUGAGAGAAGCAGAUGAGAGGAGUACCGUGAUGGGCCAAAUGUCACAUACAUGCUUCAGAUACAGGCGAUACACCAUUGAGGAGAUUGAAGCAGCAACAGAUAACUUCUCAAAAUCUCUCAUAAUUGGAGAGGGUGGGUAUGGGCCAGUUUAUAAAUGCUAUAUGGACCACACAUCUGUUGCAGUUAAGGCCCUUCGUGCAGAUGCAGCACAUGGAAGACAACAGUUUCAGCAAGAGGUUGAAGUGUUGAGCUGCAUAAGGCAUCCUAAUAUGGUGCUUCUUCUAGGAGCGUGCCCCGAAUAUGGUUGCUUAGUAUAUGAAUACAUGUCAAAUGGAAGCUUAGAAGACCGCCUGUUUCAGACUGGUAAAACCCCACCACUCUCCUGGCAGCAGAGGUUUCGAAUCGCAGCUGAAAUUGGGACAGGGCUUCUGUUUCUGCACCAGACCAAACCAGAACCGAUAGUGCACCGCGAUUUAAAACCAGGAAACAUACUGCUGGACCGGAAUUUUGUGAGCAAGAUCAGCGAUGUUGGCUUGGCUAGAUUGGUCCCUCAUUCAGUGGCCGACACAGUUACCCAGUAUAGAAUGACAUCAACUGCCGGAACUUUCUGUUACAUUGAUCCUGAAUAUCAGCAAACAGGAAUGCUUGGCAUAAAAUCCGACGUGUAUUCCUUGGGGAUCAUAUUUCUACAGAUACUCACAGCAAAACCACCAAUGGGUUUGACUCACCUGGUUGAAAGGGCAAUUGAGGCUGGCACCUUUGCUGAAAUGCUUGAUCCUGCAGUGACCAAUUGGCCUGUCGAAGAGGCUUUGAGCCUUGCCAAGUUAUCGUUAAAAUGUGCUGAGCUUAGAAGGAAAGACAGACCGGAUUUGGGGCAGGUAGUGAUGCCUGAACUUGAGAAAUUGAGAGCACUUGCUGAGGAAAACACGUUUCCCUCGUCUUUGUAUUAUCCUGGCUGCUCUCCAAACCAUAGCCAAGUUUCUGUGUCUCAAGAAAAUCUGAGCUACCCUACAACUGGUCAUUCUGGAUAUGAUAGCUACAGAAGUUCAUCAAGCAAUGGGUUGUAGCAAGUCAAAACUUGGAAGCAAAGCAUGGAAAGCCAUUUUAUUUGCAAACUGUGCUUGAUUUUUCCCUAUUUCAUUGCGUUAAACCCAUCCCCCACCCCUAUAAUUAUGUUUAGCAUUAGGUGUUUUCGGGCAUCGUCAUAUUUGUCAUCCGUAAAGAGAAGGUACAUAGGUUCAAAAUGAACAAAAAAAAAGAAGUAUGAAUUUG